AUCCCUUUCUCAGAAAGCUCAUAAAACCGACUGAGAGGAAGGUCACACGCGUGCUUUUGAAAGCUGAAGCUGCUUUGCUAAAAUAAAAACAAAACCAGCAGAUAUUAGUGUAGCUGCUUUAUGGAGUUAGUUUUAAAGGUAUAGCGACGCUAACAAUGCAGCAGUUUUACUGACCGACAGUUUUCUGUAUCUUUAUCUGUUAUAGCAUCUCCACCUCAUUAAGUUCAGCUAUGUUUAGAGGCAUUGCUAGACUGCAGAGCCACUUUGGAGGUUUUAUUUCUCAUUCAAAAGUUUGUUCAAGACAUCAACAAUACAGGGGUGCCCUGAAAUACUCCACUGCCUCAACAGAGAGGAAGAGAUUUUAUCAGGAUGUCAGUAUAUCCCAGGGUGAAGGUGGUCUAUUUGAGGUAAACCUUGACAAGAGGAAGUUAAAAACUCCCAAUGGGCAGUUGUUCACCGUACCAAAUGAAGCGCUGGCCAUCGCCGUGGCUACAGAGUGGGAUGCUCAAAAAGACACAAUCAAGUUCUACACCAUGCACCUGACUACUUUGUGCAACACUGCUCUGGACAAUCCCACUCAGCGCAACAAAGACCAGAUGAUCAGCGCUGCUCUUAAGUUUCUGGAAACAGACACCAUUUGCUACAGAGUAGAUGAACCUCCAGGUUUGGUUGAGCUGCAGAAGAAUGAAUGGGACCCUGUGCUUCACUGGAUUGAAGACAGAUACAAUGUCACUAUUGGAUCUUCGUCCAGUAUUUUGGGUCCUGAGAUCCCAGAGGAAACUAACGACACGUUCAGACAGCACCUGAGUUCAUACACCCUCUGGUCCCUGACUGGGCUGGAGUUUGUGAUCUCACAGCUGAAGUCUUUGGUACUUUCCCUGGCGCUGAUUGACAGACAUCUGAGCGUAGAUCAAGCAGUGCUGCUGUCCAGGCUGGAGGAGGAAUACCAGAUUCAGCACUGGGGUAAUGUAGAGUGGGCACAUGACUACGACAUGUAUGAGCUGAGGGCACGGGCAGCUGCGGGAGCUCUUUUUGUCCACCUCUCAUCUGAGAGCUCAACCGUGAAACGCAAACUAAUGCAGGACUGAUCAGGAUUACCUGGUACCCAUUGAGCAACAACGGCAGCAAAUCUACCCUAAAACAUUGAGCUUCAGAGGCGGAACUCACUGAGCAACCCAUUACUACAUUGUUCUAGUCAGCUGUGACACAUACCAGAAGACUGAGUCACCUGUAUUUAGUAAACCGCAUCCAUGUUUUCUUGAUGUCAGUAUGACUCCCUUUCCACUGGGACAUUUUGGAAACAGGUUCCAUGGUCCUCAGCCCUUUUAGAAUAGAGCCAUCACCUCAGCACAUACUGAGUUUAAUGAGUACCAUCAUUGUUUGGCCAUGAUUAUUUCAUUUCAGGACGUGGUUUCAAUAAGCUGCCUGUUCUUGAUGGUUCAUGUAGUAAAAUAUAAAAAUUUGAAAACCUCCAAAUAGGAAAGUUGAAGUUUCACAGCCUCAAUAUCAAAUGUAUUGUCUAAAUACUAGCUCUAGUUGUCAACUCUGUUUAUUGUGCAUGUGUAUUUGUUUGUGUAUCAGUAAAUCUGAGAGGUUUUACUGCACAGUGUCUGUUUUCCUGUCAUGUUACAGGGGCACAGCAGCUGGCACAUCCCACUGAGUCUAGUACUGUUUGGUUUAAAUAAAAUAGGAGAAUUUGCUAAUUCAGUGAGAAAUCAAACUAUUGUUGGUAUUGCAAGGGGUUUUCAUCAUGUGUAAGCCAGAAAUCAUCAAAAUAACAAUAAAGGCUUUGAAUAUUUCA
Messenger RNA from Cyprinodon tularosa, 1801 nucleotides. RefSeq names its product ATP synthase mitochondrial F1 complex assembly factor 2 (gene atpaf2). Gene Ontology annotation, cellular component: mitochondrion. NCBI's taxonomy places the organism in Eukaryota, Metazoa, Chordata, Actinopteri, Cyprinodontiformes, Cyprinodontidae. The record is from RefSeq and is a predicted model, not a curated record. The coding region runs from base 231 to 1088 and encodes 285 amino acids. Gene Ontology annotation, biological process: mitochondrial proton-transporting ATP synthase complex assembly. The transcript is spliced from 8 exons.